AACAGCAUCCUCUUAAGAUAACUCUCCGUAGACUGUAGCCUAGAAGAGACAUCCAGUUGGGUCCAGUCCUGCAUGCGCUGUAUAUAUUAUCAUUAACCCAAUAUCUGCAAGUGGGGUGCUUUAUAGAUCAAAUCAUCUGCCAAUCACUUUGGCAGUGUUUCGGGUCAUAUUUGUAAAGUGGCGUUGCGCGUUUUAGAAGAUUGCGAUUUGCAACAGUCUGGGCGUUGUGUGAAAUCCGUUUUUUUUUAUGCGACAUGGAACGCUUCACUACAACAAGUAGCAGCAAAGGACGCAAACCUCGCUCAUGCGCAUAGCAGACGAAUAAGCAGUUAAUGAUCUUAACGCUGCUGUGAUCAUCCAUUAUAUGGCCUUGCAAUACAGUUAAUAAUAUAAAAUAAUAAUAGGCUAUUGUGUUUUGCUGUCGUGCAUAGACCAUUGCCUGCGGCUGAAUCUAGUUGAUGAUGCCUGAUCUAUAGCCUGCUGCCAACCCCCCUGACUCAGUGGGUGUCUCUCUACAGCUGUCUUAUGUCUGUCCUCAGAACAUGCACCUCUAUAUCCUAGUGAGUGCCCUUCUCAGCAUCCCUGUCUCUUUGGCUUUCUCUUUGGGUUGGAAUGAAGACUUACAGAUAGUGUGUUCUGGUCGAGAGUUCCGCCUGCCGGUCUACUCAGGGUCAAGAAUUGUGACCUUUACCCCCAGCUACCCUCCAGGACCAAGAAGAGUGCUUCUGGAGAACAACAACUUGAAGGACCCGCGGUUUGAGUGGACGAAAGAUAGGAUGUUGCUGCUGAAUGACGUCACACACCGUGACCAGGGGCUCUACUCUAUCAAACUGUCCUCUGGAUUCACCUAUGAGACCGUUCGCCUCACUGUCUCAGAAUGUAUAAAAACCUUCCGUCUGGGCUAUGGGGAAACCUUUCAGCACAACAUCCCUAAAUAUGUCUCCGUGCUGGAGUUCUCUCCCCGGGGCUCCCCCUCUGACUCCCAGACGGUAUUACUGUGGAACCGGAUGGACCCUGAGACCAGCGAGGCGGGCCGGGGGAGGCUAGGGUCAAGUGGGAGGGUCUGGGUGGCAGAGAGGGUGACCCAGGCAGACCAGGGAAACUACACCCUCAGAGACGAGAAUGGGAAAGUAAUCUCCCGCAGCAAAUUGAUUGUCAAUGGGCACAACUUCAAUGUCACCCGCUUCUUCAAGGAGUCUCUAAACCUUCCCCUUUUUCUCCCUGUCUCUCAUGUCCACCUCAUUUUUAUCCCAUCCCUGCACCUCUCCAAUCCCUCCAAUGUGCCCCUUGAGUCCCGGUACUCUCACCCCGUGCAGCUGAUCAAGGAUGGCCAGAUUGUGGACCAGGACCCCCGGUACUGGGGCCUCCUCUCUCUGGGGAGAAACGGGACUGUCAACGAGGUGGUCAUCACCAGGCUGAGUGCAAAGCAUGAUGGGAUCUAUGAGAUCCGAGAUCAGGGCGGCAACCUGGUGUCAUCCACCAUUCUCCAUGUGGUCGAUAAGACUGCUAGAUGGAGAGCAGUUCUCAAGUCCAUCAGCGUUCCUUCUGGCAUGUUUGUGACUUUGGCUGGUUUCAUCUUAUUUAUGAAGCGCUACCCUAACUGCAGCCUCGCUAUGAUAAUCAACGGCCUAAGAGGUCACCGUACACCGGCAUCUAACCUUCCAAGAGUCAAUGUCCAGGACUACAGUCCACCCAGUCUCCAGCCCUCUGGCAUUUACAGUCAUUCGAAGCAGAUUGUAACGCCAAAAAUAUGGAGCCCCAGACCUACACAUUCGGGUUACAUUCCUGUCGCGGUCAGUGCACCACAGCCCUCCCCUGAGCCAGUGAGGACAACGAGACAACAGGAGACAGAUAGACUUAGAGUUGAGACUGCCACUACUCACACUCCUAGUGAAGAGGACAAUGCUGACGGAGAGAGGGAGAUCUCCUUUUCCAUCGCUGGCACCUCAGACUGCCUCCACUCAUCUGAAGACUGCUUCCAGUUCCAGAUCAAGAAAGAGGGAGACAAGGAGAGCAAAGCAAAAGACUACUUCUCCUCACUUCCACUGGACACAGAUACCUUGGAGACUUGCAGCGUCUACACUUCUGAAAAACUCAACUUCUUAUAG
Molecule: messenger RNA, 2108 nt
Organism: Oncorhynchus tshawytscha (Chinook salmon)
Lineage: Eukaryota; Metazoa; Chordata; Actinopteri; Salmoniformes; Salmonidae
Exons: 11
Coding region: 543-2108 (521 amino acids)
Source: RefSeq, a predicted model, not a curated record